AACCAAUUCUGACUGCUGCAAAGUAAGAAGGCAAGCAUCCGUUCAAGAAUUAACGAAGGUCCAUGCACAGACUCCUAUAAGUGAUAGAAUAAUGUGUACAUUACUUUGUGAGAUAAACAAAUGCACAUUUGAUCGCUUAUCCUUGGUGAGUCCUGAGUUUUUGUGUCACCAGCGGUGCAACUGGCGGAAAGAGUCGGUAAUCGGGAGCUGCUAGUUUGAUAGACGAUGGCAUGGAAUCGUCAAUCCGUGCUUGAACGCUGCGCUGUGGGCGCCGCCGCCGCCUACGGUCUUUACUUGCUAGCGCGCUAUGUCAACCACAGGCUACAAGCAAAAGAGCUUCAACUCCAGCUGCAAGAAACGCAGGCUUCCUUGGAGCAUGAGCGUGUAAAGCGCAAGGCCGACCGCGUAGGCCGCAUCAGGGCCGAACAAGAGCUACGGGCCCUCAAGGUGCAGCUACAGCGCCUAGAGCUACAGCAGCAGCUACAGCCGCAACAGCCGGAAGUUGCAACGGCUACGGCAACAACCACGCAGCAGCAGCAGCAGCAGGCGGAUGAUGUGGCGCAGAACGGCGCGGUCGGAGAAGGAGCUGAAGAACGCGCAAGAGUUCUUGCGGAGGCGGCGGGGGGUAUAAAGCAGUUAGGGAAAACUGAAACAGCAGUUGGGACCGUUGAGAUGACGGUAGUUGGGAAAGCGCACGUUGGGAAAGCGGCGCCGGACGUUGACCGCAGCGAAGAUGCGAAGCGCGCUGCGGCGGCGGCGGCGGCGGCGCUGGCGGCGGCGGGCUCGUCGAUGCCGGCAUUUCCUUUCCGACCCAUCGGACAUCUUCAAUCCGUGUUCUCGGAGCGAAACGGGACUCCUCGUCAGCCGCAGCUCGUACCCUUGGCUCGCUCUCGCCUGGUUCUCGCUCCCAACAUCCCCGUCGCUUGCUUGGAGGGGUUGGAGCAGUACAGUCACUGCUGGGUGCUGUACGUCUUCCACGCAAACACAGAUUUAGCGAAGUACUUGUCGUCCAACCGCGCGGGGCUCAAGGCCAAGAUCCACGUACCGCGCCUCAACGGCGGCCGCAUGGGUGUUUUGGCCACCCGCUCCCCCCACCGGCCAUCUCCCGUGGGCCUCAGCACCGCGGAGGUCAUUCGGGUGGAGAGAAACACGCUGGUUCUGGGCGGUACGGACAUUGUUGACGGCUCCCCGGUGCUGGACAUCAAGCCCUACGUGCCGUUCUGCGACUGCCUGCCCACCGCCCGGGCACCUUCCUGGGUGCAGGCGGAGGCGGACGACGAGCCCCUGAAGGUGGCCGAGGUGGUGGUGGGGGAGGCGGCGAGGGCGGCACUAACACGCGCGUGGCAAUCGCGCAAGGCGCACUCCAUGUACGGCUCUGCAGAGCAGUACUUGGAGCUCGUACGGCAGGUCCUUGGUCGGGACAUCCGCUCAGUGCACCAGAGGCUCAACGUAAGGCCCACAAGGAACGCAGUAGCAGCAGCUGCUGCUGCAGCUGCUACUGCUGCAAUAACCACACCCAAGCCAGGGAAAGCAACAGCAACAGCAGCAGUAGCGCCUUCAACGUCAUCAGCACCCCAGCAACAGCAGCAAGAGGAGCAACCUAGCCGUGUCGGCCAGGGUGAAGGUGCAGGCAGUGGAGAAUAUCACGUCGUGCUGGAAAACAUUUACAUCAGCUACGAUAUAAGCUUGUCUGGCGUCGUACAUGUGUACGACGCCUGGGUGGAUCCCAUUACCGCUGCACGCACUAACUAAAAGAGUCAUUUUGUGGCCGUGGUUGGUGACUUCGUGUCGUGACUCUGGUUAGUUGGUUAGGUAGUUGGUUGCUUUAUCGUUGUGUUACUGGGG
This is a messenger RNA of Volvox carteri f. nagariensis, 1845 nucleotides long. RefSeq lists its product as uncharacterized. NCBI's taxonomy places the organism in Eukaryota, Viridiplantae, Chlorophyta, Chlorophyceae, Chlamydomonadales, Volvocaceae. The transcript has 8 exons. The record is from RefSeq and is a predicted model, not a curated record. Bases 226 to 1752 code for a protein of 508 amino acids.